Mangifera indica (mango) is the source of this 6886-nucleotide messenger RNA. RefSeq names its product DNA-directed RNA polymerase V subunit 1. Gene Ontology annotation, biological process: DNA-templated transcription. Gene Ontology annotation, molecular function: DNA binding. The transcript has 18 exons. Bases 301 to 6705 code for a protein of 2134 amino acids. NCBI's taxonomy places the organism in Eukaryota, Viridiplantae, Streptophyta, Magnoliopsida, Sapindales, Anacardiaceae. Gene Ontology annotation, cellular component: RNA polymerase II, core complex. The record is from RefSeq and is a predicted model, not a curated record.
AGUUGAGCAGCACAGGAGUGUAUAGAGUAAAGUAAAAAUUAAAACAUGAACUUCAAUUUCGUACAGCACAAACAAAACGAAACACUGAAAACGUUCAAGUCUCUAGCUUUCUUCUAAUUUUUCCUUCGAUUUUCUGUAUUCGAAGCUGUUAAGGGAAAACAGAAAACCCUAUUUGUUUUUUUGCCUUUUUUUUUUUGGGAUUUUAGGUUAAUUUUUAGGUAUAAAAUUACAGUCAAAGUCCAGUGGAAAGCGAGAGACUGAGCUGGGACUUGUAUUAUUUCAAAGUUUACUUCAAAAGAAAUGGAAGACAACUCAUCAUCAACUAUUUUAGAUGGGCAGAUAGUUGGAAUCAGAUUUGGCUUGGCUACUCAGAAGGAAAUUUGUACAGCAUCAAUCAGUGAUUCUUCUAUUGGCCAUCCUAGUCAGCUACUGGGAAAUCCUUUCCUUGGCCUACCACUUGAAUUUGGUAGAUGUGAAUCCUGUGGUACUUCUGAGCCUGGUAAAUGUGAAGGUCAUUUCGGAUACAUUGAAUUACCAAUACCAAUAUAUCAUCCUAGUCAUAUCAGUGAACUUAAAAAGUUGUUGAGCUUACUCUGUUUGAAGUGCUUAAAAUUGAAGAGGAACAAGUUUCCAGUCAAGGACAGCGGUGUUGCACAGAAAUUGUUACCUUCAUGUUGUGAGGACACCAUUCUGAUUUCAAUUGAAGAGGUUAAAACAACAAAUGGUGCUUCUUGUUUGCAAUUGAAGCUUCCAGCUAAGUUUAGACUAAGUCAUGGCUUUUGGAACUUCUUAGAAAGAUAUGGUUUUCGCUAUGGUGACAGAUUAACUCGAACUUUACUUCCUUGUGAGGUGAAGGAAAUGCUCAAAAGAAUUCCUGCAGAGAGUAGAAAGAAACUUUCUGGGAAAGGUUAUUUCCCUCAAGAUGGAUACAUUCUGGAGCAUUUACCUGUUCCUCCUAACUGUUUGUCUGUGCCAGAUAUAUCUGAUGGUGUUAGUGUCAUGUCUUCGGAUCUUUCCAUGACAAUGCUUAAGAAAGUUUUGAAGCAAGUGGAGAUCAUUAAAAGUUCCAGGUCAGGUGCUCCAAAUUUUGAAUCGCAUGAAGUUGAAGCUGCUGAUUUGCAAUCAGCAGUUGCUCAAUAUUUGGAAAUAAGGGGUACUGCAAAAGCAUCUCGCGAUAUAGAUGCACGAUAUGGGAUUAGCCACGAUUCUAUAUCUUCAACAAAGGCCUGGUUAGAAAAAAUGAGAACUUUGUUUAUAAGGAAGGGCUCAGGGUUCUCGUCUCGCAGUGUAAUCACCGGAGACACUUAUAAGAGGGUGAAUGAAAUUGGUGUCCCUUUUGAGAUUGCCCAAAGAAUUACUUUUGAAGAGAGGGUGAAUUCGCACAACAUUAAGUAUCUACAAGAGCUGGUAGAUAACAAGUUGUGUCUUACCUAUGGAGAUGGGUCAUCAAGAUAUUCCCUAAGAGAAGGUUCUAAGGGGCAUACCUUCCUUAGAAUUGGCCAAGUGGUGCACCGACGAAUUAUGGAUGGUGAUAUAGUAUUUAUAAAUAGGCCUCCCACUACACACAAACAUUCACUACAAGCACUUUCGGUGUAUAUACAUGAUGACCAUACAGUGAAGAUAAAUCCUCUUAUCUGCGGUCCUUUGAGUGCAGAUUUUGAUGGUGAUUGUAUCCAUCUAUUCUAUCCUCAGUCCCUUGCUGCAAAGGCUGAAGUUGUUGAGCUUUUCUCAGUGGAGAAACAGUUGCUUAGCUCCCAUAGCGGUUAUCUCAAUUUGCAACUGGCUACUGAUUCAUUGUUGUCGUUAAAAGUAUUGUUUAAGAAGUUUGUCUUGAAGAAAGAAGUUGCACAACAAUUGGCAAUGUUUGUCUUGUCCCCAUUACCACCACCUGCAUUGAUGAAGUGUAAAAGUCUUGGCUCUGUUUGGACUGCAUCACAGAUGCUACAAGCUAUUUUGCCUGAUUGCUUUGACUGCUCCGAUGACAGAUACCUGAUUCGUAGAAGUGAAGUGUUGGAGCUUGAUUUUAAUAGGGACAUCAUACAGUCCCUGAUAAACGAGAUUGUAACAACCAUUUUCUUUGAGAAGGGUCCUGUAGAGGUUUUAAAGUUCUUUGACUCUCUACAGCCCUUUCUUAUGGAAAAUCUUUUCAUGGAAGGCUUCAGUGUUGGCUUGGAAGACUUUUCCAUGUCCGAGGCUGCUCUGCACAAUGUUGAAAAGGGCAUUCAAAAGAUUUAUCCUUUGCUUCAUCGCUUGAGAUCCACACACAAUGAGCUGGCAGAGUUGCAACUUGAAAAGGACAUUCGGAAUGUUAAAUCAUCGGUUGCAAAGUUUAUCUUAAAUUCAUCUGCAGUGGGGGAUUUGAUAGACUCUAAAAGUGAUUCAGCUGUUAGCAAGGUAGUGCAGCAAAUUGGCUUCUUGGGCUUGCAGCUUUUGGAUAAGGGGAAAUUCUAUUCAAAGACUUUGUUUGAGGACGUUGCCUCUCAUUUUGAGAGCAAAUAUCCUUUGGAUAUUAUUUAUCCAUCUGCUAAGUAUGGAUUAGUCAAGGGUUGUUUUUUUCAUGGUUUAGAUCCAUAUGAGGAGAUGGUGCAUUCCAUUUGCACUCGUGAAAUUAUUGUCAGAUCAUCCAGGGGAUUGUCUGAACCUGGAACCUUGUUCAAGAACUUGAUGGCUGUACUUCGUGAUGUUGUUAUAUGUUACGAUGGGACUGUUAGACACUUUUGUAGCAAUUCUAUUAUCCAAUUUGAGUAUGGGGUGAAGUCAGGAAGUAAAUCUCAAAGUUCGGUCCCUGCUGGUGAACCCGUUGGUGUGCUUGCUGCGACUGCAAUGUCAAAUCCUGCAUAUAAGGCAGUUCUCGAUUCUUCACCGAGUAGCAAUUCCUCAUGGGAUAUGAUGAAGGAAAUACUUCUUUGUACAGUUGGUUUCAAGAAUGAUGUAAUUGAUCGACGUGUUAUUCUGUACUUGAAUGUCUGUGAUUGUGGGAGGAAGCACUGCCAAGAACAUGCUGCUUAUACAGUCUUAAAUCACUUAAAAAGGGUCAGCCUUAAAGACACUGCAGUUGAAUUCUUGAUUGAGUACAAGAAAGACCGACCAUUAUUAGAAAAUUUUGAAACUGAUUCAGGCCUUGUUGCACAUGUUCAUCUCAAUCAGGCUCGGCUAAAAGAGUUGGAAAUUGGCACACAAGAGAUUCUUCAGAAGUGUCAAGAUACAAUCAAAGCAUGCUGCAAGAAGAAAAAGCUGAAAAAAUAUGUUCAUUAUUUUAAGAAUAGCUUUUUGUCUGUCAGUGAAUCCUGCUCCUUCCAGCGUACUUGUGAUGAAGAAUGUUCUGACAUGCCAUGCUUGAUGUUCUUUUUUCAAGAUGCAAGUGAGAAUCAGUUGGAUAAAGUUUCAUAUAUCUUUGCCAACAUUAUUUACCCAGUUCUCUUGGACACAAUUAUCAAAGGUGACCCUCGGAUUAGCUCAGCAAAUAUUAUCUGGAUCAGUCCAGACACGACAACAUGGAUUAGGAACCCUAACAAGACUCAGCAGGGUGAAUUGGCCAUUGAUGUUGUUCUUGAGAAAUCAGUUGUCAAGCAAAGUGGUGAUGCAUGGAGGAUCAUCUUGGACUCCUGUCUUCCUGUGCUUGAUUUAAUUGACACCAGACGUUCUGUACCAUAUGCGAUCAAGCAAAUUCAGGAACUGCUUGGGAUUGCUUGUGCAUUUGAACAAGCAAUUCAGCGGCUCUCAACUUCAGUGACAAUGGUGGCUAAAGGUGUACGAAAAGAACAUCUCAUUCUCUUGGCUAACAGUAUGACAUUUACUGGAAAUUUGCUUGGCUUCAAUUCUGGUGGUUACAAAGCUUUAUCCCGUUCAUUGAAUGUUCAAGUACCAUUUACAGAAGCAACGUUGUUUACUCCUAGGAAAUGUUUUGAGAAAGCUGCUGAAAAAUGUCAUACUGAUAAUUUAUCAAGCGUCGUUGCAUCUGUUUCCUGGGGCAAGAAUGUAGCUGUUGGAACAGGCUCGAAAUUUGAUAUUCUCUUGGACCCAAAAAUGGUGGGAUUCAAUCAAGAGAAUGAGAUGGAUGUUUAUAAUUUCCUAAACAUGGUGAGAGGUAGUGCUGGUGUAGAGGAAGUAAACAAUGGUUGUCUAGGUGUGGAAGUUGAUGAUCUUGUGACUGAUGAUGAAAUGGAGUGGAAUUUGUCCCCAGAGAAGGAUUCUACUUUUGAGAAGCCGUUCUUUGACGAUACCAUUGAAAACCAAAAUUUUAUGGACAAUGAGUCUGAAGGACUAAAUUGGGAAAAAGGGUCCAGUGGCACUGGCGACUGGGACACUCGUAAAUUUGCAAAAUCAGAUUCUUGUUCUAGUUGGAGCAAGGAUGAAACCUGGGAUAAAUUUGAAAAUGUUGGAUCUUCUGUGGCAAAUUUGUCAUCAGUUUGGGGUACAGAUGUUAAAGCUGGAAAUGAUAAUUCUUGGGGUGCUAAAGGUAGCAAUGACAAUGUCAAUGACACUUCUUGGGGGCAAGGUGCCAAAGGUCGCAGUGGCAGUUCCUGUGAGCCAUCAUCUGCCAAAGUUGGCAAUGACAAUUGGUGGGGGCAGGGUGCGAAAGGUGGUAAUGGCAGUGACAGUUCAUGGGGGCAGAGUGCCAAAUGUGGCAAUGACAAUUCGUGGGGGCAGGGUGCCAAAGGUGGCAUAGACAGUUCGUGGGUGCAGGCUGCCAAAGGUGGCAAUGAUAAUUCGUGGGGUCAGGGUGCCAAAGGAGGCAGUGACAGUUCGUGGGGGCAGGAUGCCAAAGUUGGCAGUGACAGUUCGUGGGGGCAGGGUGCCAAAGGUGGCAAUGACAGUUCUUGGGGGCAGGGUGCCAAAGGCGGUAAUGACAAGUCAUGGGGGCAAGGUGCCAAAGGUGGCAAUGUCAGCUCUUGGGGGCAAAAUACUGAAGGGGACAAUGACAGUUCGUGGAGGCAGGGUACCAGAGGCGGCGAUGACUAUUCGAGGGGGCAGGGUGCCAAAGGUGGCAAUGACAGUUCAUGGGGGCAGGGUGCCAAAGGUGGCAACAAUAGUUCAUGGAGGCAGGAUGCCAAAGGUGGCAAUGACAAUUCAUGGGGGCAGGGUGCCAAAGGUGGCAACGAUAGUUCACGGAGGCAGGAUGCCAAAGGCGGCAAUGACAGUCUGUGGGGGCAGGGCACCGAAAGUGGUAAUGAUAAGUUGUGGGGGCAAGGUGCCAAAGGUGGCAAUGUUAGCUCUUGGGGGCAAAAUACUGAAGGUGACAAUGACAGUUUGCGGGGGCAGGGUUCCCAAGGUGGUGAUGACAGUUCGUGGGGGCAGGGUGCCAAAGGUGGCAAUGAUAGUUCGUGGGGGCAGGGUGCCAAAGGCAGCAAUGACAGUUCAAGGGGGAAGGGUGCCAAAGGUGGUAAUGACAGUUCAUGGGGGCAGGUUGCCGAAGGUGGCAAUGACAAGUUGUGGGGGCAAGGUGCCAAAGGUGGCAGUGUCAGCUCUUGGGGGCAAAAUGCUGAAGAUAACAAUGACAGUUUGUGGAGGCAAGGUGCCAAAGGCGGCGAUGACAGUUUGAGGGGGCAGGGUGCCAAAGGCGGCAAUGACAGUUCGUGGGGGCAAGGUGCCAAAGGCGGUAAUGACAGUUCUUGGGGGCAGAGUGCCAAAGGUGGCAAUGAUAAUUUGUGGGGGCAAGGUGCCAAAGGUGGCGACGACAGUUUUCGGGGGCAGGGUACCAGAGGUGGCAAUGAUAGUUCAUGGGGGCAGGGUCCCAAAUGUGGCAAUGAAAAGUCGUGGGGGAAAGGUGCCAAAGGUGGCAAUGUCAGCUCUUGGGGGCAAAAUGCUGAAGGUGACAAUGACAGUUUGUAUAGGCAAGGUGCCAAAAGUGGCGAUGACAGUUUGAGAGGGCAGGAUGCCAAAGGUGGCAAUGAUAGUUCAUGGGGACAGGGUGCCAAAGGAGGGGUAAAUGUUAGCUCUUGGGGGCAAGAUACUGAAAACUACAGUGACAGUUCGUGGGGGCAAGGUUCUAAAGGUGGCAAUGACAGUUCCUGCGAGCCAGAUGCCAGAGGUAACAAUGACAGUUCAUGGGGUCAGCAGAAGUCAUCUGAGGUUUCAGAAGGCUUGGCCAAUGACUCAAGCCAGCCAGUAAGUUCUUCUAGUUGGGAUAUGCCAACAAGAGGUGACAAGGAAAGUGAAAAGAAUCAGCGGGGGCAAGCUAGGGGCAUCUGGAAAGGUAGGAAGAAUAAUCGCCCUCCUAGGUCUCCUGCGCCUAGUGAUUCUACUGCUGCUGGGCAAUAUACUGUAACCAGACAACGGUUGGACAUGUUCACAUCUGAGGAGCAAGCUAUUCUCUUUGAUGUUGAGCCAAUUAUGCAGUCAAUUAGAAGAAUAAUGCAUCAAUCUGGUUACAAUGAUGGGGAUCAGUUGACAGCUGAUGAUAAAAUGUUUAUUGUCGAUAAUGUCUUUAGUUACCAUCCAGAUAAAGCUGUCAAAAUGGGUGCUGGCAUUGAUCAUAUCAUGGUUAACAAGCACAGCAGUUUCCAGGAUAGUAGAUGCUUCUUUGUUGUGUCUACUGAUGGCAGCAGCAAUGAUUUCUCGUAUCGCAAGUGCCUAGAAAACUUCAUCAGAGGAAAGUAUCCUGAUCUGGCAGAUGAUUUCCUUGGUAAAUAUUUCAGGAAACCUCGUGGUGGAGGUAACCGGGAGCGCAGUCUUCCCCCACUUCCAGAGGAGAACAAGGAGUGAUAUUUUCAGCAUACCCUGUUUCCAUUUUAGUGUUUAGAUUGUUUCAACUCUGAUACAAACUUCAUCAUCAUCUGCAAUUUUUACUGUAUAUAGAAAGCAGAUGUUUCUGCAGUUGCUUCCAAUUAAGUAGAGAUGUAUGAACUGUCUCCUUUUUCAGUAGGAGCAUAGUUCAUAUUUUGCA